Molecule: messenger RNA, 363 nt
Organism: Suillus paluster
Lineage: Eukaryota; Fungi; Basidiomycota; Agaricomycetes; Boletales; Suillaceae
Product: Endoribonuclease L-PSP
Exons: 4
Coding region: 1-363 (120 amino acids)
Cellular component (GO): mitochondrion; cytosol
Molecular function (GO): deaminase activity
Source: RefSeq, a predicted model, not a curated record
AUGUCCGAGGUUCACAAACUCAACAGCCCUGACAGGCCGGUAGUGCCUAUGUAUUCACAUGCGGUGAAGAUCCCGGGCCUUGUCUUCUGCACCGGACAAAUGCCUAUAGACAGAAUAGGCAAUGUUAUCCCAGGGGAUAUCAAAGCUCACACUGCAAGUUCAUCAUGUCAUAUGACUGCUGGUUCAUCGUGGGAUAAAGUGGUGAAAGUGAAUGUUUACCUCAAGAGCAUGGACGACUAUGCGGCUAUGAACGAGGAGUAUAUUAAGCUUCUCCCUGACCCUAAGCCGGCUCGUACGUGCAUCCAAGCUGGAAAGUUGCCUUACGAUAUAGACAUAGAGAUCGAAGCGAUUGCUGCAACUUAA